AUGAUCUCGGAACAUCAUUAUAAUUGUCGUUCUCUCACAAACCUCAGCUUGCCCACUUCUACAAUAUAUCCCAUCUCCGCCUACACAAGUAUCAAAACUCGUGAUGCUGCGACGUUGUAUCCUGAUCCCCCUCCCGACCAUUACCAGUUUCUCAUAGCAACACCCAAUUCGCAGAAGUAUCGAAUAUUUUUCCGACAUCCAGCAUAUCCGCCUGGUGAUAACAUAAUCUUCAUUCUGCAUGCUUUGGAUCACGCUGAUGGCGGAAUCCAUCAUGGCUUGGCACACUGUGCUUGUUCAAUAUUCGCAGAUAAUCGUAUCGAUGGUUAUCUAAGUAGAACCUGUAAUGACGAAUAUGGCGACCGCAUUGAUGCUGCUUGGGACGAUAUAUUACCAGCCGGGGACGUAGACUAUUAUUUCUACGUCCCUUACCCUUCCGAAACGCCAUUGCCUCCUGCCAACACGUCCCGGAAGCCCUAUCGAUGGCCUAUUGUGACAAACUUUCAGGACUGGCGAUUUCCAAAGGUCAUGCAUGAGGUGUUUACUCGCCAUGCAAAGUCCCAGGACGCCUUUUUUGUAGCUUCCCGCCAAUUGAAUUGGACAGAAGCAAUAAGCAAGCGCGAUGCGAAAUGUCCAAUUACAGCAUUCAUAAGUGGCACAGAAGCUGUGCACUUGGUUCCCGAACAUGAGGAACAACGGUUUUUGUCGAAUUCUAUGGCAAGGUGGAACCACGAAUUUAAUUUGGAACCAGAACACUGGCUGAGAGACCUCAGCAAUGGAGUCCUGUUACGAUCCGACAUGCAAAUUGCUUUUGAUUUCCGCCAAUUCGUCUUCUUUCCCAAGGGCGACGAGGGCUUUGUUGUGCACAUGCUAGGAGGGUACACCCCUGACAUUGGUCAAUUACACCAUAACACCCGUGUUUGUAUUCCCCACUGUUCUUUGGCGUUCUUGUAUUCGAGGUUUGCGUGGUCUAUAAUUCCUUUCCUUACGGGGUUCUUGAGCAGACCAAGGAGCAGUCAACUCGUCGUUCGAUCGAGAGAUGAUACGGGCGAGCGAGUAAUAGAAGAGGUCACAAACACCUUUCUAUUGCCAAGCACAGAAAUUGCAUCCCAAAGCACAAGCUCUAAAAGCCGAUCCCGGGAUUUCGCUGGACAGGAUGAUUCUGAUAUUGAACACAAUCACCGCAAACGCCGCCGAAUCUGUCGAGAUUCCAGCUCUUCCCAUUCUUCCGAUUCUACUAAACCAAGUCUUGACUACAAUCAACCGACAUUUCGGGCUUCUGAGGUUGAAACUGCAAAUAACAUACAUUCUCCCAAUGGAGUUGAGACUAGGAUACCUCCUCAUCUAAGCCCGGAACAAUUUCGUGUCGAAGAACUUCGACGGGAAGCACUAGAGCGUCAAAGGCCAGAAAAUUACAACCCGCAACGACCACCGUAUGACAGACAUAGACCAGCGAUAGAAGAAUUGGAAAUCAUGGGUGUGGAAAUCAGGGACGAGUUGGACGAUGAAGAUUUAUGA
This is a messenger RNA of Sclerotinia borealis F-4128, 1515 nucleotides long. The record is from the annotation of a GenBank genome assembly. Lineage: Eukaryota; Fungi; Ascomycota; Leotiomycetes; Helotiales; Sclerotiniaceae.